Penicillium concentricum is the source of this 1674-nucleotide messenger RNA. RefSeq lists its product as uncharacterized. The transcript has a single exon. NCBI's taxonomy places the organism in Eukaryota, Fungi, Ascomycota, Eurotiomycetes, Eurotiales, Aspergillaceae. The record is from RefSeq and is a predicted model, not a curated record. The coding region runs from base 1 to 1674 and encodes 557 amino acids.
AUGUCUUCACCAAUUGGAUGCUUUCACACCGACCCAAAGCGCCUGGGUCCAGUUUCUCCCAAUUGCAAACUUCCAGCAGCAAAGUUUUUGAAACCAACAUACAAAUUCUAUGAUUAUAGUCAGACUCCCGUCAACAUUGUCCGCAAGAAAACUAGUGCCGAGGAUUGUCCAAUAUGCGUUUGCUAUGGAGUACGGACUAUGAUGCUCGAUUUUCGUCCUAAUCCCCAACACCCAAAAAAGACCUACCGAGAUGCCGUAAAUGAACCGUUGUAUCAAUCUGGCUUUGCCUCAUAUCAUUUACCAGCCGAAUACGUGAACGUUCAGACCCCCUAUACAGGAACGUCGUUUACGUUUGAUGUGGAAAAAGGUCAAAACGGAGAAGCGUACCAUGCGCUCAUCUGCUCCCUUUUAACCGGCAACGCUGGUCAGAUUAUACGUAUCAAUAUUGGCAAGGCCUCGCAGCCGGCUACUGUGGAACAGCAGGACCUUCUUUACUUUUAUUGUUCGCAAAAGGCUAUUGUCGAUAUUCCAAGAGGCGGCGAUUCAAAGGACAAUGCGACCAAGUGUAUAGCCCGUGUUUUUGAGCAAAACCCCGAAGCGCAGGACCAAAUCUUUCAAUCUCUAAGAGAUUACCUCAAUGAUUCGCAGCUUCAAACUGCACCAGCCGGUGACACUCCAACAGGGGGAUAUCCCUACGCUUCUCAGGCAUACGCAGCAAAAUAUUGGAUAAAUCGAUAUCUUUCUCUGACGGAGCAAGGGAAGCCGAAGCUACCUCCAGGACAAGGGAAGCCGAAGUUACCCACAGAACAAGGGAAGUCGAAGCUACCCAAGCUAGCAGACGUGGGAAAGAUAGCUCUCUUGUUGGUCCGGCGGGCCCAGAAGGCCGGAGAUGGCCGUUCAAUGACAGACGGAAAUAUCAAAAGUUGCCUGAAAUCAAUACGCGCAGCGAACCAGGCCAUGGCUGCCAAUGGCUAUGAAGUUUUCAAUUAUAUCAUAUUUUACGGUGAUUUUGAUCGAAAGCAAGCUUUAACUCUCGUUGGGUUGGCAAAAGAGUCUGGGCUCAGAGCUCUGUAUAUCACCUCACCCUUCAAGCAGCUCAAUUCGACAAACGAUAUGGAUCAGCAAAUUGAUGCCUUUUGGGCCAAUUUCAAGGGGUCUCGAAAUUCUUCAUUUGAAUAUAUUCCCGAGGGUGUGCCGCUCGAAGUUAAAUUGUUCGGAUUCUUCCUUGCGCUCCAAGCUCGAUACGGUUCAAAGCUAUGUUAUAUUGGCUUCCGAUCCGGCACACUCGAUGGACCUGGGUUUAUCGGAAGCCCGAUCUUCUACCUUGAUGAUACGCUCACGAAGGGUGCAUGGAACGAUUUUGCCAGUGGUAAUUAUCUCUGGGACGGCACUGACGGGACGUUGCAAAAGCCCGAGCGUAUGAUGUUUAUGACACGAACGACAAAUACGUUCAUCCGCAUCAACAUCAAGGGCAGUGAUAGAAACCUUAUCGAGCUUGACGACGACGCCGCAAAGCAAUUAGGCAGUGCGUUAUACCUUUACAUGGCAUCCUUGCCAGCCAAUGAUCCGUAUUGGACACAGAGGAUUACUUUGAUGAAUAAUCCAAAUCCUCAACAGAACGAGCUGAAGCAAAUGUUCGAUUAUUUUCAAGGCAUGUGGAGAACAGUGAAAUAA